This is a messenger RNA of Cyphellophora attinorum, 732 nucleotides long. RefSeq names its product putative 26S proteasome regulatory subunit p28. NCBI's taxonomy places the organism in Eukaryota, Fungi, Ascomycota, Eurotiomycetes, Chaetothyriales, Cyphellophoraceae. Bases 1 to 732 code for a protein of 243 amino acids. The transcript has a single exon. Gene Ontology annotation, molecular function: protein binding. The record is from RefSeq and is a predicted model, not a curated record.
AUGACGACCAUCACCGAAGACAAACACGCAAUCCACGCCGCCGCCCGCGAAGGCCGCCUCGCCGCAGUCGAGUCCCUCCUCUCCGCAAACCCCAAACUCUCCUCCACGCGAGACCCAGACGACCGCCUCGCCAUCCAUUGGGCCACAUCGCACAACCACCCCGACAUCGUGCGCCUUCUCGCUUCUCAAAAAUCUUUCGACCCCGAUGCCGUCGAUGCGAGUGGAUGGACGUGUCUGAUGAUGGCGUCCUCGCUGAAAGACGACGCUGGGCUAGAUCUGGUCAAGUUCUUGCUGGGGAAGGAGGCAGAUGCGAAGUUGGCGAGUGGGACGGGUGGGACGGCGCUGCAUUUCGCUGUUAGCAAGUCCAACCUUGAGGUCGCCAAAACUCUGCUGGCAGCGGGAGCGUCGGCAAGAGCGAAAGACAAGCGCGGCCAACUUCCCCUGCACCGCGCUGCAGCGGUCGGGUCGGUGACGAUCGUGAAGCUACUGUUGCAGAACAGGACACCCGUGAAUGCGAGUGAUAGCGAUGGGAUGACGGCUCUGCAUCAUGCGAUCAGUGAGGGCCAUGGGGAUGUCGCGGGCGAGUUGUUGAAGGUGGAGGGGUUGGAGGUUGAUAAGAGGGAUGGGGAGGGGAGGACGGCGUUGGAGUGUGCGCCGGACGCGAAGGUCAGAGAGUUCGUGGUUGCGGCUGGAAGAAGAGAGGGGUUUGAAUUUGAGGGUGUGGAUGGCUGA